Messenger RNA from Olea europaea var. sylvestris, 621 nucleotides. RefSeq lists its product as uncharacterized. The transcript has 4 exons. NCBI's taxonomy places the organism in Eukaryota, Viridiplantae, Streptophyta, Magnoliopsida, Lamiales, Oleaceae. Bases 1 to 621 code for a protein of 206 amino acids. The record is from RefSeq and is a predicted model, not a curated record.
AUGUUGACAAAGAAAAGAAAGCUUCUAGAGUUUGAAACCAUGGCAUUAACUGAGGAAAGUAAUUCAAGAGUUCAGAGCAAAUUGAAUGAUCCAAGGAGUUUUACUUUACCAAUUUCAAUUGGAAAUUCAUGUUCAAUUAAUGAAUUAUGUGACAUUGGUGCUAGUAUUAAUCUAACAUCGUAUUCUGUUUACAGGGAAUUGAGACUAGGUGAAGUCAACUCAACAUCAAUAACGCUACAACUAGCUGAUAGAACAAUCACAAGGCCACGUGGCAAAGUUGAGGAUGUACUCGUAAAAGUGGGAAAUUUCAUAUUUCCUGUGGAUUUCAUUGUAUUGGACAUACUAGAAGAUCAAGAUAGUCCAGUUAUAUUGGGUCGGCCAUUCUUAGCAACGGGACGAACCCUUAUUAAUAUUGAGAAGAGAGAACUAAUCUUGAGGGUGGAGGACAAAAUUGAUGAAGAAGAGCCACCUGAUCAACGAAACUGCCAGAACAGAAAACUAAAUUUUGGGGAAUUUCUUGGUAGAGAUGGAAAUGGAAAAAUAAAAAUUUGGAGAGCAUACCCGGUCUGUGGUAGUGAUACAUUCCAUUAUCAAGGAAAUCCAGUUUUGAGGUUGAUCUAG